Molecule: messenger RNA, 6316 nt
Organism: Frankliniella occidentalis (western flower thrips)
Lineage: Eukaryota; Metazoa; Arthropoda; Insecta; Thysanoptera; Thripidae
Gene: Smurf
Product: E3 ubiquitin-protein ligase Smurf1
Exons: 15
Coding region: 86-2989 (967 amino acids)
Biological process (GO): negative regulation of BMP signaling pathway; ubiquitin-dependent protein catabolic process
Molecular function (GO): protein binding; ubiquitin protein ligase activity
Source: RefSeq, a predicted model, not a curated record
CAGGCACCGACAUGUUGUUGUGCUUGGCCGUGGUUGUGUGCUCGUUGUGCUUUUGACGUCGCGAACAUCUAAAUGAGAAGAAAAUAUGUCAAAUCCUGGGUGUAGCCGGAGAAAUGGUGCUAUGAAGAUUAGAUUAACUCUCCUCUGCGCAAGGAAUCUAGCUAGAAAGGACCUUUUCAGAUUACCAGAUCCCUUUGCUAAAAUAAGUGUUGAUGGUUCUGGGCAAUGUUUUAGUACUGAAACUUCUAAAGCCACACUUGAUCCUAAAUGGAAUCAACAUUUUGAUUUAUAUAUUGGAAAAGGAGAUGGUAUCACAAUUAGUGUAUGGAACAAUAAAAAAAUUCAUAAAAAGCAAGGUGGAGGCUUCCUUGGAUGUGUUCGCAUUUUGUCAAGUACUGUUCAGCGUUUGAAAGAUACAGGGUAUCAAAGACUGGACUUGUGCAAAGCUAGCGCUGAAGACCCUGAUCCUGUUAAGGGGGAAAUAGUUCUGUCAUUACUGUCCCGGGACGGUCAUGGUGGUGUUGCCAGUGGUGGUCACAAUGCUGUUGUUGAUCCUUUGGGUGGACUUAGCUGUCCAGAGGAUCUCCCUGAAGGGUGGGAAGAGAAGCGAACCUCUGCAGGACGUCUGUAUUAUGUUAAUCACCACACUAAAACUACCCAAUGGGUUCGACCCAACAGGCCCUCACAUCCUGCCUCGAAUGGCUCCUCAAAUGGCUUGAUCCUUAACCAGUCAGGUGCUGAACCUGAUUGUCCUUCCCCAAUAACUCCUGCAAAUACCCUUGGACCCUCAUCCCCUCAGGCAGCAUUGCCUGCCACCCCUCCCCGGUCUCAAUCAAGUGUGUCUGGAAGCAUUCCCACUUCACCUGCUUCACCUUCAACACCAACAAGGGAUCAGUACAAUGGCUCUAUUGGAGGAGAAAAUACUCAAUCGAAUGACAGGAGAAGUAAUUCCUCAGCAAACGGCAAUGCAAGGGCAGCUUUGUCCCCCUUAAAUGGAUCUCCUUCGCCUCACAGUACUCCUUCUCAGCCAGCUAAUAAGCGGCGCUCGAGUCGGUCAAGCCGCUCGUCACAGCAGCAUCAACUGCUGCUCCAACAUCAGCAACAACUCUUAGGCCAAAAUGGAAGAACGCACAAUGUGGGCCAACCUGGCGAUUUACCUUCUGGUUAUGAGCUUCGCACCACUCAACAAGGACAGGUUUAUUUCUAUCACAUACCAAGUGGAGUAAGCACUUGGCAUGAUCCUCGUAUUCCGCGAGAACUCACUAGUGCUACUGGAUCUGGAAGUCAAGGAGGAAAUUCUGAACUAGCUAGCCUUUUGGGGGCGGAUCUUGGCCCCCUUCCACCUGGGUGGGAAAAGAGGCAAACUCAAAGUGGGCGGGUAUAUUAUGUUGAUCAUAACAACAGAACAACUCAAUUCACCGAUCCAAGAUUAUCAUCAGCAAUCAUUCAAAGGCUUUUCAAGAGGCAAAAUCAACAAAAUCAAGCAACUAGCCAAGCCUUGCCUCAGUCAACUGUGAUUUCUAAUGAAGGAGUUGUUGAUACUGUUCCACCUAAUGUUACAACCAGUGACCGAGACAACAUAAAUACAACCAACAACAACACUAAUGUGUCUCUUAAUAACACAAAUAAUUCUAACAACCGGCCACUGUUGGGACGCAUUAGAACACCAGGAGAUGGAGCUAGCGAUGAUACCAGUAUUGCAACAAUAGCAACCAACUCCACCACCUUGACCACCACAACAGCAACAACAUCGCCAGCAACCACAACAACACCAGCGCCACCACCAGUCAUACCCAUUCCUCCACCAGACUUAGACAGUGAAGGAUUGCCAAAGUACAAGCGGGAUCUUGUUGCAAAGCAGCGUAUUCUCAGGGCUGAACUUCAAGCUCUUCAACCACAGAGUGGCCACUGCAGACUAGAAGUAUCACGAUCAGAAAUAUUUGAGGAGUCAUACAGACUGGUCAUGAAGAUGCGUACUAAGGACAUGCGUAAAAGAUUAAUGGUGAAAUUCAGAGGGGAGGAGGGUUUAGAUUAUGGUGGAGUGGCUCGUGAAUGGCUGUUUCUUCUGUCCCAUGAAAUGCUGAAUCCCCAGUAUGGAUUGUUUCAAUAUUCUCGUGAGGACAAUUAUACAUUGCAAAUAAACCCAGAUAGUAGUGUCAAUCCAGAACAUUUAUCUUACUUCCAUUUUGCUGGCCGCAUUAUUGGUAUUGCUGUUUUUCAUGGCCAUUAUAUUGAUGGGGGUUUCACUACACCAUUUUAUAAGAUGUUAUUGAACAAACCUAUCACUCUGGAUGACAUUGAAGGAGUUGAUCCUGCAUUACAUAGAAGUUUAACUUGGAUGCUGGAAAAUAAAAUCACUGGAGUUAUAGAUACAACAUUUGCUGUUGAACAAAAUAGUUUUGGAGUUUUAAAAGUUCAUGAGUUGAAGCCAGGUGGCAAAGAUGAACAAGUUACCGAGGAUAAUAAAAGCCUUUAUGUGAAGCUUUAUGUUAACUACCGGUUCAUGCGAGGGAUAGAACAACAAUUUUUGGCUCUGCAAAAGGGUCUUCUAGAACUUGUCCCACCUCAAUUGCUUCGGCCUUUUGAUGAAAGAGAACUGGAACUUGUCAUAUGUGGUUUGGGAACAAUAGAUAUAAAUGAUUGGAAAGCAAACACACGACUCAAGCAUUGUACCCCUGAUACUCCAGUGGUACGGUGGUUCUGGCAAAUUGUGGAAUCAUAUAGUGAAGAAAUGCGCGCCAGAUUACUGCAAUUUGUAACUGGAAGCUCUAGAGUUCCAUUACAAGGCUUUAAAGCUUUGCAAGGUUCUACAGGAGCUGCUGGCCCUCGUCUUUUCACCAUCCAUGUUAUUGAUGCUCCAAUUGAAAACUUGCCUAAAGCCCAUACAUGUUUUAAUAGAAUUGACAUACCCCCUUAUGAGUCCUAUCAGAAAAUGAACGAAAAACUCAGCCAGGCUGUGGAAGAAACCUGUGGCUUUGCUGUGGAAUAGUUGUCUAUAAAUUCCACUGCUACUGUACAGGUAUUAAUUUUUAAUCUUGCUAUAUCAUAGUUUUAAAUAUCUACACGGCAACUGAUUGGGUCGUGAAACUUGUAACUAUUUUGUCGUCCUGGUGAAUCAACAUUUUAAACAUCUACUGUAUAUUGCCUGUUAUAUUUUAAAGUUUACUACAUAUCUUAAAUUUUUUAAAUUUUUGCUAAUUGCUGUGAUCCAAGUGCAUUAUUGUUAUUUACCUUUGUGGAUUAAUGUGCAGUGGCUAAACUAUCAUAUUGUUUAUCUCACUUUAAAACUUUUGAGUAUCUGUUUUGAUUGAGUUCCAUUUGACAUCUUUUCUGAAUUGUCUAAGAUGAGCAAGGCAGGAUUUAUGUAAUCAAUUUUCCAUAUCAAAAUGCCCAUCUUGUGUUUACUGACUAACAAACCAGUUCCUCUUAGUUUUCUGGUUUUGCUUCAGUGUUCAUUGGCUUGAUCUAAUCAAGCUCUUUCAGAAUAUCUAUAUCUACCAUCUCUUUUAGCUCUUAAACACAAGAAAUAUAACUACAAGCAGUUUUACAUGUUUUUCAAAUUUAUCUUGGCAUUUAUGCCUUCCAGUCUUUUCCGAUUAUUUUCAGUGUAUUUGUGUUAUUUGAUAUCACUGCUGUAUUUGAUGAGGUAUCAAAAUUUGGUUAGCUGUCUUUUAACGUGGUGGAAGAAUAGAAUCCAUUUCAUAACUUCAAUUUCACGUUUCAGCUGUAAGUUCAUUAUGUGUGUGAACAUUUACUGGCCUUUGGACAUUCAGCUUAACACUUUUACAGUUCUAUGUCACAGACCAGUUGAUUACUUUCAGAGGCCUUCCUCUUGUUGAGGGGAGAGAAAUCUAUCCAUAUCAUGUAUGUAGGGUUGUUUUGAUUGAUGAGAUAUUUCAACUAAUGGUUGUGCAAAGGAUGGCUGUGCUGUUUAAGUUCAGCCAAAAAUAUUAUUUUUGUUGCCUUUCUUUUAUCUUUUAUAAGCCUUGUUGUUCACCUGUGUUAUCAUUUCUUUGGGCCCCUUUUUGUAAAAAAGUUGCAUAGCUCAAUAAGGAUGCUCCUUCCACACAUUACAAUAGACAGGAGGUAAGAGGUCAAAUUUUAAGUUCUGAUGAUGGGUUUGUUCCCCUUUUAAUCUCAAAAAGCUGCAUACGUUACCCAAGACUGAAUAUCAUCACUGCCAACACAGCUUAUUCAAUUCUUAUGUGUGCAUCGUCAUUUCAAUUGUCACUCAUUAAUGUGUUUAUUUUAUAUGUGUUGAAGUAGAAUUUUUCUCUUCUUUCAUUUGAGGCCUUAGUUUUUAUGUUUAUGUAACUUUUAUGUAUGAACCAAAAUUAUUUAUUUACUUAUCUGCUACUGUCUUGUACAUAAUAUUUCUGUGUAAAAUGUAUCUUUAGUUUGUACAUGACAAACACUUUUUAAUAUACAUAUCGGAGGCUGCAGCCUUUUAUACCACUUUAUCGUGAUAUUUUUGUUUCCUGUUAAGUGGGAGCUUGUGUUGUGAGCUGUUUGUGACUGCAUGUACAGUAAAUCUAUCUUAGAAAUUGCCCUCAACAUUUUGUUUUGUUAUCAUUUUUGUUCAUACAAGUUGUUAAAGACAUUAGAACUUUGUUUUAUUUAAUUAGCAUGUCAAUUGAAUACUUUCAAGCAAAAUUUUAUAGCUUGAUAAGGAUCCCUCAUCAGAAACCCUGUACCAGUUAUUGCAUAUCUUUAUAAAAUUACGUACUGACUUCUAGCAUGGGGAUCAAUUUAAGGUUUCUACUUCUAAAGAAAAUUUGGUCACAUAUCUUGUUGGGAAAAAUUGUUUAGUGUUUACUCUAGUUAUUUUUGUAUCUAUGCAAGUGUUUUCACUGUACUGGAGAAUGUAAAUACAAAUAAUAUCGCUUGUUUUUAUGAGAAUGCCAACCUGCUACUGUAUUGUUAUUGACAUUGAUUUUCAAUUGAUUUUAUCAGGUUGAUUUGGCUUUUAUCUUUACUAUUCAUAUCAACUAACAUUUUAUCUGCCUGUUACAAGGAUUGUCUCACAAAAUUUGUGGGUCAUUUUUUUUCCCCGAAAAGUAAAAUGCUUGUGCUCCCAAUUUACAUAGCUGUUUCCUGGAGCAAUUGUACUGAUCAAUUCUGAACAAAGUUGCAGAUUUCACUUGCUGUUCAAUCGUUAAACAUUGGUUGAUUAUCCAGUGUUGGAAUUGUCAGGAAAAACAAAAAUGCUUUUUGCAUUGCUAAUAUCAGGGGGUGUUUUUUUACUGCUUUAUAGCAUGUAUUUGUGAUAUAUCUGUGUUGUUUAAAGUGUUUUUCUUUAAACACACCCCUAAAUCAGAUUUAAUACAAAUUUUUUUAAUUUUCUGCUUCCCUCUAAAAUGCUUCUUGAUACCAACAUAUCAUUUGCUAAAAAUUGAUUUGUCUUUGGACUGUCUUUUUGAUCCUACCUACCCUAAAUAUCAUUUGUUUGCUCUCUACUAAUUGGGUGGAUGGACCAUAUGGUUUAGAGAGAAUCUUUUGUUUUGUUUUCUAUCGCCACAUUGCUUGUUUCAACAUCUCCAUAAAACAUGCACAGUAUUUCAGUACUCUGUGCCUAUUUUUUUGAGUAAAUUAUCUAUUUAUAUACUUAUGUUCGACCUUAAAUUACUGUAAUAUUUAAUGAAACAUUGUAUGACGUAAUGAACUGAAUCUCAUUUUCAAACACUUCAUUUAGCCCUUAUGUUAAUGUUGGCUUCUGCUCUCACCUAAUCUGAGAAGUUAAAAACCGCUAACUUUCUAGACAUCAAGCACUAGAGUUUAUUUUACAGUUUUCACACCAAGAAGUUCUUUUUUUUGCUUGCUUUUUGUUUUGCUAAACAAAAAACGUUUUUAAUUGUGUGCCACUAGUUUCCUUUUUAGUCAGUAUUUCUAACUCCAGUAUUAAUCUAAUCUAAAUAAUUGCUGGCAUCCUAAAUACUGAAUUAAGCUCAAAUGAUUGAGGUGAGAGGGGAAUUAAUAUCAGCCUGCAUUUUCAUAUGUGAUGAACUGUGACUACAGUCUGACCAGUCAGAGAAGCGAUGAAGGAUUUCUGUGGCUUCUCAUAAGCUAUUCCAGAUCCUAACUUUGGCUGGUUUGAGUAUAGAACUAAGUGUUUUUAGUGAGCUUCAUCUUUCAACUGAUUUGUGCUGUGGCAUGUGGACAAUAUACAGAUAGAUGUAUUUCUUUCUGGUGAUAAACAUGUUUCUUUACUUUACCAGUAGUUACUAUUUGAGGUUUAUAUAUAUGUAUACAUGUGAAGGAACCAGUUCCUUUGGGAAAAAUUACUUUCCAAUAAAUGGCAUCUAGACAUUAUAAGCAA